ACUUUUGAUGCCUGGCCAGACGGACACGUCCAAAAGAUAUAUUCUGCCCUGAUGAGUGUAGAGGCCCAGAAGCAUUAUAGCGGUUGGGCUAUGAGGAACACAAACAAUCACAAUGUUGCCAUCUUGAAAAAAUCUUGCCUUGGUGCGUUUCUAUUGUUGUUACCAGCUAUCUGCGACAAAGCUAGAUCUAAACAGUUAGAAAAACCUUGUCCAAAACCUGGAUGCUCCGGAAAACUUGAACUCACUCCGUGCAGAGGUCAAUCCGGAUUUCCCGUGACUCACUUUUGGAGGUCAUGCGGUGACAUGGUUUAUUUCCAGGGCAAAGGUCAUCACGAUCAUCCCAGGCCGCAG
Helobdella robusta is the source of this 351-nucleotide messenger RNA. RefSeq lists its product as hypothetical. Gene Ontology annotation, cellular component: nucleus. The record is from RefSeq and is a predicted model, not a curated record. The annotation marks the transcript as partial. The transcript has 4 exons. Gene Ontology annotation, molecular function: DNA-binding transcription activator activity, RNA polymerase II-specific; RNA polymerase II cis-regulatory region sequence-specific DNA binding. Gene Ontology annotation, biological process: gliogenesis; regulation of transcription by RNA polymerase II. Lineage: Eukaryota; Metazoa; Annelida; Clitellata; Rhynchobdellida; Glossiphoniidae.